UGAUAAAAUAAAUUCUGAUUUAUCUAGGAGACAUGUUUUAUCAUUUGAUCCAAUUUGAAAACAAGGAAACUUCCUCAAUGGUAGAAAACUUGAUAGAAGUUUCUUCAUUCUCGACGUUCAUAACAUUCCGACGUAAUCUUUCACCAUCCCAAGCUGUCCUUUGCCGAAGACAAUGAUUAAUCUAGCAAUUCACUACAACAAUUUGGGAGUUGAUACUCUAUGCGGCAGAUGCAAUCCAAACAACACCAGUGGCGGAAACGGUGAUAAAUAUAGGCAAGCUUCAAACGAAUACGAGCUUCAGCCACGACACUGUCCUGGAAGCAAUAUCGAUGUGCGGGAUGAGCAAUCGGGAGAACCCGUUAGAAAACGCCGCAAAUGUAUGAUCGAUGUCGAGUUUCAAGCUAAACGCACUAUCAAUGGGGAAGAGAAGACUAUUCACCAAAUAGAUAGUGCUCUUGCGCUCUUUCAAAAAGCCCUAGCAUUCAUCGUCCAGAACACCGAAUUGGCUUAUCUUCAAAACGGAUUGAAGUAUCACCCCAACGACGACGAAGGCUUUUUACGCUACGAAAAUGAAAAUGUACGGAGACAAAUCAUUUCGAGCACAAAUCCGUGCGAUACAGGAAUUUCCCUUAAGGGAGAGUCGAGUUGCAGCAAGCAAUACAUUUAUUGGAAGGCCAUAAAAAUCGGGAACGAAGACAUCAUCGAUUUGAAAUACACGAACCAGCAGCGUUGUCAGAAAGGACACCAUAGUUGCGGGAAUAAUCACAAUCGUGGCCGACAAGAGCCUAGACCUCAAGGUGAAUACGAGGCUCUCACGAAAUCAAUAUAUCAUUCUAUGAUUUGCAUCUUCAAUAUUGGUCUAUGCUACCAAUACAAAGGUAUGACCGCCAAGGCCGAGCAGAUGAAACUCAUGGCGAAUUAUGCGAAUCCCUUUGCCUUUGGCUUCAACAAUAAUUACUACGAUUUCUUGAAUGCAUCCAUCGACCACUACACACAAGCCUACGAGCUUAUGACUCGAUUCCGAUUGGAAGACACCUCACAGUACACCUUUUUGAUGGCCAUGAUGAACAAUUUGGCUGCCACCUACGGAUCUCUUGGACAGACUUCCAAGGUCAACAUCUGUAAUCGAUGUUUGGUCCAGUCGUUGAUUUUGGUCAUUUGCUCAAGUGAGCGUGACGGACAUUUGGGACAGGAAGUCUUGUCUCGAACCGAGACCAAAUCUGUACUACGGAAGGAGGAAGAUCGAACGACAUUUGAAUCUUUCCUUUCGAAUGUCAUGUAUCUUAUGCUGGGCGACGGACCUAACGGCGACCAGCGGUAUAGCGGCAAUACUGUAGCGGAGGCCGCAUAGACGACCUAUCAAAGAGGCAUAGCCGAUAGAUGGUAAUGGUUCGCCUUGACGCCAAUCAUGAGCAUUUAUCUGACUUUUUUGCAAUUAGUUUCUCAUAAUUUAUAACAUAAAAUCGAAUUGAAUUA
Messenger RNA from Pseudo-nitzschia multistriata, 1476 nucleotides. The record is from the annotation of a GenBank genome assembly. NCBI's taxonomy places the organism in Eukaryota, Bacillariophyta, Bacillariophyceae, Bacillariales, Bacillariaceae.